ACCGUUUUUUCUAACGUCCUUCUUCCCGUUGAGCUAAUCGGCUUCGGUCAACGGCUACACCUGCUCACAAUUUUUAACAUUUAUCGUCUCACAAGUUAACAAAACAUGGAAGACUUUGACAUGCUGAACGCACCGGUCGCUGGAAACGGUGUCGGCUCAGAUGAGGACCCAGCUGCUGCCUUCUUGGCCCAGCAGGAGAGCGAAAUCGCUGGCAUUGAAAACGACGAAGGCUUCAGCAUUCUGGACAGUGGAGAGGUCCCCUCUUCGCUGGUGGACUCCAACGAUGGCACUGUCAACGGAGACCUUCACGGGGAAAGCAAUGGUCCAUCAGAUGCUUAUGCAGCAAUUUCCAAUGCAGACCGACUGCAGGCUGAACCAGAAAGUCUACGCAAGUGGAGAGAAGAGCAAAGAGAGAGACUGGAGGUUCUAGAUGCCAACUCUCGCAAGCAGGAGACUGAGUGGAAGGAGAAGGCAAAGGUGGAGCUGGAGGAGUGGCACACCAGACAGAAUGAGCAGCUGGAAAAAACCAAAACUAAUAACAGGGUGCUGGACGAAGACUUCUACAAACAGCCCUUCUCUGAGCUCAUUGGUUAUGUCACACACAUUAACCAUCCUUGCUACCGUCUAGACCAGGCGGCUGAGGAGGCCAUGAUUUCAGAUCUAGAUGAGAACAACCCUGGUACAGAGUGGGAGCGGGUGGCUCGGCUCUGUGACUUCAACCCCAAGUCCAGCAAGCAAGCCAAAGACGUGUCCCGCAUGCGCUCCGUCCUCAUCUCCUUGAAGCAGUCCCCGCUUGUCCGCUAGACCUCCGAAGCUGUUGAGGACAUCAUUCCAAAUGAUCCCGCCACCACACACCCCAACCAACUGAACGAUGUCCCAUAGUCUGUAUUCUGAAGACAAGGACUUACAUCCCUUAUGUCCACGUAUUUGCCUUCCACAUUAGAUUUUCUUUCCUCUCUCCCAGUGAAAGGAUAUAGCCAGUGGUCUCAUCCCCUACCAUCUCGUCUUUGCAGGGCCCUAGAGAAUAUCUUUAAAUCACCAGCUCGCUGAUAGGAUGUUGUCUGUGUGCACCUUUUCCACAGACCAAUCAAAAGCUUGUAAUUCCUUUUUGCUGUUUAAUGAAUCAAGGUGAAGGCCAGAUACUUCUACAUCAGUUUAUGUUAAUUCUGAGGAGUUGGGACACUAAAAGGGAAGGGUUGAUAUUUGUUUGGGCCUUCAGCUACACUACACUCGGCUUCACACAGCCACCAAACAAUGUCAUUCCCACAAUGCUGUAUGCUAACCUAAUCUGAGUCUUGAUUUAUAGGGUUCAUGUUCAAAUGUUUGGAUUUAUCUUUUUGGCUCUAUCACAUCACCUCAUGUUUUCCCUCAAUACAGAACAUUAUAAUAAAAUUUUCUUUGACUUUAUUCAGUUUUUUUUAAGGACCAAACUUUAGCGUGCUUACUUAAACUCUGUGUGUGUGUGUGUGUGUGUGUGUGAGAGAGAUUUUGUGUUAAAAUUUCCAAUCUAUGCAUUUCCUUUUUGAACAACGCCUCCUCUCCAAUUAGGAACUGAGUAAAGUGCAGUCAUUACAGUACUUGUGGCCGGUUAGUAGAUUUAAACCUCAACGGUGUGUGUGUGUGUGUGUAUCUACUCUAUGCGUGUUUCUAUGUACAGAUACAGAAGCAAAUAUAUAUACAGUAUAUAAAACAUCUAUGUCAGUGAAGUUAGAAAAUUAUAAUGUUAAUGAGACAUUAGACAUUUGUUGCUUGACCAUGCCUACUCAUUGUCCCUUUUGAUUACAGUAAAAAAAUGACUGAAAA
This is a messenger RNA of Betta splendens (Siamese fighting fish), 1803 nucleotides long. RefSeq names its product clathrin, light chain A (gene clta). Bases 106 to 804 code for a protein of 232 amino acids. Lineage: Eukaryota; Metazoa; Chordata; Actinopteri; Anabantiformes; Osphronemidae. Gene Ontology annotation, molecular function: clathrin heavy chain binding; structural molecule activity. Gene Ontology annotation, cellular component: postsynaptic endocytic zone cytoplasmic component; clathrin coat of coated pit; synaptic vesicle membrane. The record is from RefSeq and is a predicted model, not a curated record. Gene Ontology annotation, biological process: clathrin-dependent endocytosis; clathrin coat assembly; intracellular protein transport. The transcript is spliced from 7 exons.